AUGGAUGCUGUCAAGCGAUUCUUCUCUUCCCCGCGCUUUGCCGUGGCGGGCGCAAGCAAUGACACCAACAAGUUUGGUUACAAGAUUCUUGCAUGGUAUCACCAGCAUUCGCUUCCGGUAACACCGCUCAAUCCACGAGCAGCACAGAUUUCACUCCCCUCGCGUGCUUACGAUACGGUCCCCUCACCGGCCGGGCUACCCUCACCCACGCAGACCUCAUUGUCCGUGGUGACUCCCCCACCAGUCACUCUUAAGCUGCUACAGGAAGCGCAUUCUGUCGGUAUCCCUGCUGUAUGGUUGCAGCCUGGCACCUUCGAUGACAGUGUGCUGGAAUUUGCGCGGGGACACUUUGAGGCGGUGAUUGCGGGUGAUGGGGGGCAAGGUGGAGAAGGCUGGUGUGUACUUGUGGAUGGCGACGAUGGACUCGAAGCUGCUGGAGUUCAGUGGACAAGUCAACGAUUGUAA
Molecule: messenger RNA, 465 nt
Organism: Penicillium pulvis
Lineage: Eukaryota; Fungi; Ascomycota; Eurotiomycetes; Eurotiales; Aspergillaceae
Product: CoA-binding protein
Exons: 2
Coding region: 1-465 (154 amino acids)
Source: RefSeq, a predicted model, not a curated record